Scleropages formosus (Asian bonytongue) is the source of this 2896-nucleotide messenger RNA. It is a transcript of the gene setd7, whose product is annotated as SET domain containing 7, histone lysine methyltransferase. NCBI's taxonomy places the organism in Eukaryota, Metazoa, Chordata, Actinopteri, Osteoglossiformes, Osteoglossidae. The transcript is spliced from 9 exons. Gene Ontology annotation, biological process: regulation of DNA-templated transcription; heterochromatin organization; peptidyl-lysine monomethylation. Gene Ontology annotation, cellular component: chromosome; nucleus. Bases 415 to 1551 code for a protein of 378 amino acids. The record is from RefSeq and is a predicted model, not a curated record. Gene Ontology annotation, molecular function: histone H3K4 monomethyltransferase activity; chromatin binding; protein binding.
CGGGUCACGUGGCCGACGCACGAGCGUGAUGCCUGUUUACUACUUCUGCGCUUAUAUAACCGGGGAACACGCUGUUUUUGCCCAUCAUUAGCGAAUAUAAUAGAAGGGAUUUAGGCCCGAAACGGAUCCUUUUUUUUUUGGACGUUUUCCCCUGCAGAUCGAAGUGUACUUUUAAAUUCGCUGCGCUGUGACUCUCGUGAUGAUGUAGCUCCGGAAGGGGGUGAUGUCAGCGCAGCGGCUCCGCACCGCCAGCGGGACACACUCUCACGGUCUCGCACGCUCUCACACACACACUCUCUCUUCCGGCAUAGCCGCGGUGCUGUAAUAAUUAUAGCAGCUAGAAGAGAAGAAGAAGAGGAGCAAUAAUAAUAAAAGCAGGAAUUGCUUCCCCUCUUCAGGCUCUUCUGCAUCAUCAUGGACAGCGACGACGAGAACCUGGAGGAGAUGGUUGAAGGACCCCUCGACGAAGACGACCUGCCGCACGGCCUGUGCACCAUCGCCUACUCUUCGGGCGACCGCUUUGAAGGCCACUUUGUUCACGGAGAGAAGAAUGGCAAAGGGAAGUUCUUCUUCUUCGAUGGGAGACACAACCGUUUGAAAGGUCCUUCAAGCACCCUGGAGGGCUUCUACGUGGACGACGCUCUACAAGGCCAGGGGGUGUACACGCACGAGGAUGGGGGUGUGCUGCGCGGUACCUACGUGGACGGCGAGCUCAACGGCCCCGCCCAGGAGUACGAUGCCGAUGGCCGACUCAUCUUCAAGGGCCAGUACAAGGACAACAACCGCUGCGGCGUCUGCUGGAUCUUCUACCCGGACGGUGGCAGCGUUGUGGGCGAGGUGAACGAGGAGGGCGAGAUGACGGGCAACAAAAUAGCGUACGUCUACCCUGACCACCGCACGGCGCUCUACGGUAGCUUCGUGGAGGGCGAGCUGAUCGAGGCCAGACUGGCUGUGUUGUCGUCGGAGGAGAACGGCCGACCGCACUUCGACGUCGUCCCAGACCGCCCCGUCUAUGCCUACGACAGGUCAACGUCCACCUGCAUCGCCACUCACACCUUGCUGCCUGAUCCCUACGAGUCACAGCGGGUCUACGUGGCGGAAUCUUUAAUCUCAGGGGCUGGAGAAGGGCUCUUCGCCAAGAUUGACGCGGAGCCCAACACGGUGAUGGCGUUCUACAACGGGGUCCGCAUCACGCACACGGAGGUUGACAGCAGGGACUGGUCUCUCAACGGCAACACAAUAUCCUUGGACGAAGACACCGUGAUCGAUGUCCCUGAACCCUUCAACGACAUUAAGAAGUACUGUGCCUCGCUGGGGCACAAAGCAAACCACUCCUUCACUCCCAACUGCAUCUACGACCCGUUUGUCCACCCCCGCUUCGGGGCCAUCAAGUGCGUGCGCACGACGCGAGCCGUGCAGCAGGAUGAGGAGCUGACCGUGGCCUAUGGGUAUGACCACACGCCCUCAGGGAAGAGUGGGCCCGAGGCUCCCGACUGGUACAAGCAGGAGCUGCGGGCUUUCCAGGCCGGGCGAGUGGCCCAGCCGCAGUGAGAACCGCGUGGCUUCCCAACCCCAGCUCCCAUUACCCCCCCUCACCCCCGGCACAGCUGCACCAGGGACUAAUGCGCCACAGGCCACAAUUACCAGUACACAGACACGCAGCCCAGGAACUAUGCACUACAGACCAACCAGGGAUCCACAUUGCCUGCAGCUCCUCCCACCCACCGGCUAACGUGUUAGCAGUGCGGGGUGAAAAGUUUAUUUCUUGAACUCACAUGACGUUGCAGUCUUGCAGUAUGCCUUCUCUGCCAUUAACCCCACCCCCCCCUUUGUGUGCAUGCAUAUUACAUUUAAAAUAGUUCUGUGCAACUACCGCGCUACACCUGAGUUCUACUGAUAUAUUUUACUGACACUCUGAAGAUUCCUGAACCCAGGCGUUCGAAAUGACGUAAGACAACUUCUCACCUUCUAACCGGUAGAAAUGCUGUGCCGUUGCAGUAAAACAGUACGUGUGUCUACAUCCUCUUCACUGGUGCAAAUAUUUGGUGUGUUGUACACUUUACCAGUAUUCCCUUUCUGGGGUUUGAACAUGGACCCGCCGGUAUUGAGCGUAUUUCACGCGUCAGGAAUCGUUUGCCUGUUUAACACAACCUCCAAAUAUUCAGUUCAGAGAUCAUUUCCUUGAGGAAAGCGGUAUGCCUGGAUGAAGGAACAAGUGUACUGUUAUGUUUCCAGCAGUCUACCAUCUCUUAUUGGUGUCUGAAGAGAUUUCUAAAAGCCGCUGUUGAAAGACAACUUUCAGACACAGGGUUUGCACCCUUCUGUGCAUGUGAUCUUGUUUUGACUUAUGAAGUGUGAAUUGAAUAUCAUGCUACAUUGGCUUAGGUGCACUGUCAGUUAUGUCAUUGUAUAGUGAAUAAGAAUAGAGCUUAAUAUUUACUAUUAGGCUUGCUUAAAUUUUAACCUAAAAUAUUUGUAUCAGUGUAAUGAUAUCUUAGUAUUUACCUCCAAGAGAUUUAAAAAAAAAAAAAAAAAAAAUUGCUUAGCACAAUUUGAAUGUAAAAUAAUCAGGGCUGCAAUUUCUGCAGUUUAAUUCCCUUAAAACAGGAAUAUCAAAGGAAGAGUAUUUUAUUUAUUACAUAUGUGAACUGCGCGAGUAAGAGAGCUAAAAAGAUGGAUAAACAGAUGGUGUUAGUGCAGGUUGGUGUCAUGAGGUUUUGGUGUAAGUGCAUGCUGUCUAAAAGCAAUUGCAAGCCAGGAGAAUUUACAUUUCAUCCAUGUUUUUUUUUUUUUUUUUUAGGGCCAUUGUCAUGAAGGAUGCUUUGCAGAAACAUGAUGUGGCACUAAACUUUUGGACUAAACCUAUUAGUUUCACUUUCAAUGCAGAAAAAAAAAA